AUGAAGGAAGAAGACGAGUCCAAGGAGAAGAUUCAGCUCAUUGAUGAGCUGAAACCUCCUAACGAAUCUAAAGACCUUCAUUCAGAGAGUGGAAACGAAGAAGCUUCCCGACCUUCUCGGCCGUCCCUGAAAUCAGAACUACCGAUCACGUCGGGUGCAACGGAGUAUUCCAGCAUUUACUUCAACGAGGGACUAUUCAAACCCUUCGAAAUAAAUCAUCCCGACACCAUGAAUGCCCAAGAAGGAUCGGGUCCUCUGUUACUCAGAUUCCACCUGAGCGAGGAGAGCAAGCGAUGGGCUCAACUUCUCACCAACUUUCAACUCCCGCACAUUGAAACCCCAAUUAUGGAAUUUUACGUUCGCAGUUUUCAGCAUGCCAAAGGGUCAACCGCGAGUUUGAUCCGAGCGUUGAUCACACCCGCCCUGAUUCCGUGCAUCCUACGCACCUCUUCGACCAGACCGGAGGCGAAGAAUCUUGUUCAGAUUUCAAAUCCGAUCAUCACGGGCUUCGAUAAGAGAGCAUUCCCCGAGGGACACAUGAGACCUCUGAGUGAGCAUUUCUCCCGACACGGUCGGCUCGCAGCAUUGAGACCCUCUGCCGCCGUCUACUUCCCAUUUUUGCUAUGCGAAGUAGCUUCAAGCCACGAAAGCCUCCAUCUUGCUGAGCUCAAGAACACCCGCAACGCAGAUGCAAUCAUACAAGGGCUCACAACAUUAUUCCACACUGCUGAUCAACUGGAGUUGUUGAACCGCAAUAUAGUGGUUUUUUCACUCGCCCACAACGAUACCAUUGCCAGGGUAAUUGGUCACUAUCCAGUGAUCGACGGUGGAAUCGUCCAUCACAGAGCAUACCACCUCAUUACUGACGAUAUCUCGGUUGAGGCCGGCAAAUGUUAUCGCAUCAUUCGCCACUUUGUGGAGAGACUCUAUCAGGAGUGGUCGCCGGGACAUUUGCUGUUGAUCCAGGGGGCCCUUGCGGCGGUUGUGAACUCCUGGGAUAACGGAGCUCAGCAGUCACAUCCGGAUAAUCAGAUGAAGGCGGAACCGAGCGAGGAGUGA
This is a messenger RNA of Clonostachys solani, 1059 nucleotides long. Lineage: Eukaryota; Fungi; Ascomycota; Sordariomycetes; Hypocreales; Bionectriaceae. The record is from the annotation of a GenBank genome assembly.